Messenger RNA from Manis pentadactyla (Chinese pangolin), 1869 nucleotides. RefSeq names its product ephrin A2 (gene EFNA2). The transcript is spliced from 4 exons. Gene Ontology annotation, molecular function: ephrin receptor binding. Gene Ontology annotation, cellular component: plasma membrane. The record is from RefSeq and is a predicted model, not a curated record. NCBI's taxonomy places the organism in Eukaryota, Metazoa, Chordata, Mammalia, Pholidota, Manidae. Bases 120 to 752 code for a protein of 210 amino acids. Gene Ontology annotation, biological process: axon guidance; osteoclast differentiation; ephrin receptor signaling pathway.
GCGCGCCCAGGCGGGGGCGGCGGGAUCUCCAAGCGCGGCGCGCCCUCCUCCCUCCCGCGCGGCGGCGGAGGCGGAGACGGCUGGCGGCGGCGGGAGAGCGCGGCGGCCGGACCGGGGCCAUGGCGCCCGCGCACCGCCCGCUGCUGCCUCUGCUCCUAAUCCUGCUGCGGCCGCCGCCCCCCGCGCUCGCCGAGGACGCCGCCCGCGCCAACUCGGACCGCUACGCCGUGUACUGGAACCGCAGCAACCCCAGGUUCCACGCGGGCGCGGCUGGCGGCGGGGGCUACACGGUGGAGGUGAGCAUCAACGACUACCUGGACAUCUACUGCCCGCACUACGGGGCGCCGCCGCCGCCCACCGAGCGCAUGGAGCACUAUGUGCUGUACAUGGUCAACGGCGAGGGCCACGCGUCCUGCGACCACCGGCAGCGCGGCUUUAAGCGCUGGGAGUGCAACCGGCCCGCGGCCCCCGGGGGGCCGCUCAAGUUCUCGGAGAAGUUCCAGCUCUUCACGCCCUUCUCGCUCGGCUUCGAGUUCCGCCCGGGCCACGAGUACUACUACAUCUCUGCCACACCACCCAAUGUUGUGGACCGGCCCUGCCUGCGGCUGAAGGUUUAUGUACGACCAACCAAUGAGACCCUGUACGAGGCCCCCGAGCCCAUCUUCACCAGCAAUAACUCAUGCAGCAGCCUGGGCAUCUGCCAGCUCCUCCUGGGCACCGUCCCUGUGCUGUGCGCGCUCCUGGGCUCCUAGUCCCCACCCCGCAGGACGCUGACCCACCCGGACCACUCCGCCUCCGAGACCAAAUAGAGACGCCGCUUCUCCCAUGACUGGUGCUGCCCCUGCGGGGCCAGGGGCCUUCCGCCCACCCCAGGACCUGCCCCAGGCAUGGCUGGUCGCUGAGGACCCCCAGUGCCCGUGGGCCCAUGUUGGCACAGCUGCUGGCCGAGCCAUCCGGUCUAGGGACGCUGGAGAAUCUGAGAACCUCUGAGCGAAUUUUUUUUUUUUUAAGUGUAUUUUUCAUGGUUGGAUCAGAAGGACUUGAGUUUUUAAUUUAAUUUAUUCCUUGCUGUUCCUGUUGACCUUGGGAAGGAAACAGAAUGGACGGUGGGUGGGGCGGGGGUCUCUGGCCCCCUGGGGGUUGGGGGGUGGAGGACCCCUGGUUUGGCCACUCCAUUUGUUGGGUCCUGGCUCCAGCGGACCCCUGCGCCCUCGGCCCCACAGUGUGUCACACGGGCCAUCUCACAGCACCCACAUCUUAGAAACCAUCUUGGCACUGCUGUGUCCCACCAGCCCCGCAUAGUUGCCCCCGAGGCCAGAGGAUGUUACAUUUCUGUAAAUAGAGCCGGUGAACAUAUACUGUGAUCGACUCUCACCAGACUCCUGCGAACGGCCUGGGGAGUCACUUAUUUCCUCACCCCUUCCUUGGAGGUGGCUUUUAUUUUGGUGGGGGGGUGGGCUGGACUUUUAGAGUAGAAGCUGCACUUUGCAAUAAGCUCAUUGUCUGUCGGAGUCCCUUCCCUCUACUCUGUGACCUAAUCAUGUUUAUAAGAAAAAAGAAAACAGGACAAAACAAAAUGGGGGAGGGGGCGGGUGGUGGCCAAAAAGAGACCCCUCCCCAGACACUUCAGUGAAGUGAACAGUGCAUUUGUACAGGUUUCAUAUUUCUAUCUGCCUUCCCGAUCUGUGUUUUAUAUAUAUUAUAUAUAAAUAUAUAUCGUGUGCGGUUGCCGGGGGCCGGCUGGCACGCCUGGUGGGGCGCUUCUGUAGGGAUAAGUGUGGGUGGGCGGUGUUGCCACGCCUGGAGCUGGUGAUUGGCCUGCCCACUCCCAUCAUGAGCAACUUUGAUUCUGUAUUUUUUUAUAAUAAA